Endocarpon pusillum Z07020 is the source of this 954-nucleotide messenger RNA. RefSeq lists its product as uncharacterized. Lineage: Eukaryota; Fungi; Ascomycota; Eurotiomycetes; Verrucariales; Verrucariaceae. The record is from RefSeq and is a predicted model, not a curated record. The coding region runs from base 1 to 954 and encodes 317 amino acids. The transcript is spliced from 3 exons.
AUGAAUGAGCCGAGUGCAUCCCAUUCCCCUUCACCCAUCACAGACGCAGAAGCUAUUUUAGAUGAGAUCAGUCAUCGCGCCGAACUGGAACUUCAAAGCCAACCCCUUCCUACUCAAGUCAAUUUGGUAAAGCAAACUCGCCGACUUUUCGACCACUACUCCAAACGUGGCACCGCCACCUCACUUCACAACGCCAUAAGCCGCUACUUCAAGCCCAAGACCGAGGAUAAUGCAGAGCUUACAUUCUAUCCACCCUUACCACCGGAUUACACUCCUCCUGCGCCUGAUCCAAAGGAUAGCCGGAUGGUCGAUGACGAGUCCAAGUCUCUGGUCAGAGGAAUGCCGUUCUAUGUGGAUCGAAAACUGCAUAUUCGCCCAAACGUGAAGUUACCAGAAGGGUUUCUCGAGGGAAUCGACCGAAUCUUUCGUAUCUAUCAGGCUCAGGCAGAGGCGAUGUUGAGACAUCAUUGUGAGAAGUAUGGAGAGGAAGCAAUUUUCCGUGUUGGAGUACGCAGCUUGAUUUUGAGUCGAUCAGAGAUGCUCUUCGCAAAUCCCUUUGGCUUGGAUCCGGAAACUCGUCUGUUCUACCUGCAGGUCUAUGAAAAACAUCCAGAUCUCAAUAUCGCAGAGCAACGACUUCUAGCUCGGGCGGGUAGAGUGCAAGUUGAUGUGGUUGAAGCAUUCUGGGAACACAUGACACACAUCCGCUCCAACUAUCUAGCCAUGCGCACCGUUAUUGCCGCCCGCGAACUGCGAAAGCAACGCCAAUACCGGGAAUUUGUCAAACAACUCACCGAAGAACAUCGCCUGAAGGCAGAGAAACAGAAGCGCGAGGAAGAGCAGAAGAAGCGAGAGCAAGAACGCAAGAAGCGGGAAAGAGAUGAAAUCAUAAGGAGAAGGAGACAGUUCCAGAUACUGCCGGGGGCCCAGCAUGGGUUUCCACGACCGGGGUGA